Molecule: messenger RNA, 2811 nt
Organism: Scomber japonicus (chub mackerel)
Lineage: Eukaryota; Metazoa; Chordata; Actinopteri; Scombriformes; Scombridae
Gene: tmco4
Product: transmembrane and coiled-coil domains 4
Exons: 14
Coding region: 79-2106 (675 amino acids)
Source: RefSeq, a predicted model, not a curated record
AUCAGAUGUCAGAGCUCAGAAGGAACACUUGAAGGCAGCAAAAGUUCAGUCUGCAGAGUUCCGUCUAUAGUUGUGGACAUGGAGGAAAAACACAGCAGUACGGACUCUGACUUUACCCCAGACCCAGGGGGGACAGGAACAACACAAGAUGUCCCAUGUGACCAAAACCCACAGGAAAUUAUCAGCAGACGGCUGACAGAACAGGGGCGGUUUGCAUAUGCUGCACUGUGUGGCGUCUCUUUGAGCCAUUUGUUUACAGGGCCUGGAAACAGUACGUUCAGGGAUCAGUACCUGCAGGGCUUGGUCCGCUGGCUGGACCUGGAUGAAUCAGUGAUGCCUGUUAUGGGGGCUUUCCUGUCAGGCCUGGGCUUUGAGGGCUCAGACACAUUCCUCUCCACCCUACUGGCUGAACCACUGCUAGCUGAAGGAGCCAUCCCCAUCAUGCAGGAUCUGGUGUCCUUUUCUGUCAAAGACGGCCAAUAUGAUGCCAGAGCGAGGGUUCUCAUCCGUCAUGUCAGCUGUCUGCUGCGAAUCUCUCAACAGCAGCUGGAGGAGUUUGAGGAAACGCUGGGAGAGAGGCUGAGGGAAAAAGGAGAGGAGAGCGAGGAGGAGUCCUCUCGGCGGCGGAGGAAAGAAAGAGGGCGAAAGUUACGCCGCUACCUCCUCAUUGGACUAGCCACUGUGGGUGGAGGAACAGUGAUCGGUGUGACAGGUGGGCUGGCAGCACCCUUGGUGGCAGCAGGGGCAGGGGCUGUGCUGGGGGCCGGAGGGGCUGCUGCUCUGGGCUCAGCCACUGGCAUUGCAAUCAUGGCCUCCCUGUUUGGAGCUGCAGGGGCUGGAUUGACUGGUUAUAAGAUGAAUAAGUGCGUUGGGGCGAUAGAGGAAUUUGAAUUCCGGCCGCUGAACUCUGGGAAGCAUCUUCACUUGACCAUAGCAGUGACAGGUUGGCUCUGCAGCGGUAAAUACAGUUCGUUCCAGGCCCCGUGGUGCAGCCUGGGCGAAUGCGGGGAGCAGUACUGCCUGGUGUGGGAGUCACGUUUCCUCAGGGAUCUGGGCUCAGCCUUGGCCUCUCUGUUGGAUGGCCUAGUCAGCAUGGUCGCCCAGGAAGCCCUCAAGUACACAGUGCUCUCAGGCAUUGUGACGGCUCUGACGUGGCCUGCCUCUCUGCUGGCAGCAGCCAGUGUCAUCGAUCAUCCCUGGUGUGUUUGUCUGAACCGCUCAGCUGAGGUGGGAAAACACCUGGCACAGGUUUUACGAAGCAGACAGCAGGGGAAGCGACCUGUCAGUCUUAUAGGUUUCAGUCUUGGGGCCAGAGUUAUCUACUACUGUCUAGAGGAGCUUGCCAAUGACCAAGGUGGUGAAGGAGUAGUGGAGGACGUGUUCCUCUUGGGGGCCCCUGUGGAUGGCUCUGAGAAGGCCUGGGAGAGAAUAACCAGGGUAGUGUCUGGAAAAAUAGUAAACGGGUACUGCAGGGGGGACUGGCUCCUGGGGUUCUUGUACCGAAGCUCAGCUGCACAACUGUCUGUUGCUGGGCUACAGCCAAUCAACGACCAGGACGGACGCAUAAUCAAUGUGGAUCUCUCAUCUGUGGUGAAAGGUCACUUGGACUACAUGCGUCAGAUGGACACCAUUCUGGUUGCAGUAGGAGUUCCCACCAAAGAAGUCCCAGGAGGCUCCUCUGCUCUUCCUAACUCUGUGGCAGUUAUAGAGGGGACAGGGGACAUCCCUGACCAAAUGCCCGAUGAGCAACAAGUGAAUGAGACACAAAGCCCAGCUGAGGAGGCUGAUGCUCGUACAGCUGAAGGUGGAGACGUGGAAGAGAGAGCAGAGAAAGCAGAGACAGGAGAUGGUUGGGACAUCCCUGAUAUUUCUGAUCUGCUGGAUUCGCUGAAUGAUCCAGAGUCAGAGUGUCAAAUCAGAGCCAAGAACAAUUUACCACUUACUUCAGAGGAGAAUGCUUGUAAUCAUGACACAGCAUCUGCUUUUAAUGCCCAGUGUGACGAUGCUGAGGAGGCAGAUCCAGAUAAUGAACACAUAUCAUGGAGCUGGGAAGACACACGCUGGACUACAGAGCACACACACGAACAAAGGCGGCCAAACUUGUAAAGAGCAUGUUACAGGACCAGCUGCUUCUCUGUAAACUCAUCUCAAGUUUUCUUGUUUGUUUGUUUGUUUUAGCGUCCAAGCUUUGUUGGAGAAAAUAUGAAUCUCAUUCUCAACAUACUGACAUGCCAAUGCAAACAUAUGGCCCCUAAAUGAACUGCUCUGUUUAACCAGUGUUUGUGAAUGAAGUAGAUUUUUUUUUUUUUUUUUUUUUUUUACAAACUGUAAAUAGUGUCAUAAUUUAUUUGCUAAACUCCGUCAGAUCAAGUAACUGUGAAUAUAACUGGUGUUUUUCAGGUUUCAGAGGGUGCAGUAAAAACGACAGUAUCUCAUGUUCAUUUCCUUCUAAUUUUCAUCCGUUGGCCUGGUUGCUAUGGAUAUUAUCACAGUAAUUUGAUUUCCAUAAGGCCGAGGGCCAAUUCAGUGAAGGUGACAGUCUUCUUCAAGGCCUUUCUUUGCUCUUUUCCAUUCAUACCAAUGUGAAGCACUGCUUUUUAUACAGUUCAUGUAUAAGGGCACUGGUAAUUGGAAAUAGUCUGACUAUCAGUAUUGCGCCUAUGUCAUUUUUCCAGCCACAUUUCAUAAUCUGAAAGAGACACUCAAAAGUCGACAUAGAACCAGAGUACGAUUGCUGAACUUCCAUCUGAAUGUGUCUUCUCAAAGACAUUUUGCAGUGACUAUAAACAACUGAUUUUAAAUAUUUCUUAA